Messenger RNA from Osmerus eperlanus (European smelt), 10091 nucleotides. It is a transcript of the gene ccdc88ab, whose product is annotated as coiled-coil domain containing 88Ab. The transcript is spliced from 35 exons. Gene Ontology annotation, cellular component: centrosome; cytoplasm. NCBI's taxonomy places the organism in Eukaryota, Metazoa, Chordata, Actinopteri, Osmeriformes, Osmeridae. Gene Ontology annotation, biological process: cytoplasmic microtubule organization; cytoskeleton-dependent intracellular transport. Bases 705 to 6857 code for a protein of 2050 amino acids. The record is from RefSeq and is a predicted model, not a curated record. Gene Ontology annotation, molecular function: microtubule binding; dynein light intermediate chain binding.
GUACUGAACUCACUCAAUCAGUAGCUUAAUAUGCAGCCGUUACUCACUUGGCUGGAACACAGAGAAAAGUGACUGAAAGGCGGAUUCGCUGCCACAUAUAAUAAGGAGAAUAAUUCUUCGUUUUGCGUGAACAAAAUCGAUUAUCAACAAUGAAAGGAGCGUAAUGGGAUUUGUCUGUCUUGAAGGAUAUUCUAUGUAGACGUUCAGAAGGAAUCCUGUUCAGAUUCCUCUGUGGUCGAACCUUAACGUUUGGUUUUACUGUACAUUGGGCGUUUUUCUUUUAAGCAUAGGGUAACCUACCUGUACGUUCAAUGUAGGCUAUCUUCAUUUACCUCUUUAGUUGUAGUAGGUCAAGGGUGCCCAUACGGACGUAUCGGUAACGGGGGGGACAGUCCAAGGCUUUUUCAAAAAAUGUAAUGCAUGCCUUGUCCUCUUAAAGGAGGGUACCGAAGCAUCUCAAUCGAGUGAAGCUGAUCUACGCGGCGUUUGUGGAUUUAUUUUUCAGCGAGAGUGGACGUAUAUCAAUGGACAUAUAUUUACUCUUUUGGACAAAAUGAGUGCCUGUUUGAUUAAAUCAACCACAUGAGCGACGUUCGUUUAAAUUAGGGUCGUGCUCACUGGGGAAAGGAGACGCUGGAAAUUCUCCGAGUAGGGGACGGCUUUUAUUCAUAUUCUCUGAGAUUGUAGCUGCUGUCUCCGCGGAUAUGGAAAACGAGGUUUUUACGCCUCUGUUGGAGCAAUUUAUGCUCACGCCGCUGGUGUCCUGGGUCAAGACUGUCGGACAGCAGUCUGUCCACGAUGGCACCAAACUCUCGGAAUACGUUGAAUUAGUGGACGGGAUCUAUUUAAACCAGAUAAUGUUAGAGAUAAACCCGAAAGCCACAGUCCAGAGGACCAACAAGAAGGUGAACAAUGACUCUACUCUGCGCAUACAGAACCUCUCCAUCCUGAUUAAGCAGAUCAAGUCCUACUACCAGGAGAGCCUCCAGCAGCUGGUGAUGAUGCCUCUGCCCAACGUGCUGGUUCUGGGGAGGAACCCUCUCACUGAACAAGGUCUGGAGGAGAUGAGGAAACUGCUGCUACUGCUGCUUGGCUGUGCUGUCCAGUGUGAGAAGAAAGAAGAGUACAUUGAGCGGAUCCAGAGCCUGGACUUUGACACUAAAGCUGCCAUAGCAGCUCACAUCCAGGAGGUGACCCACAAUCAGGAGAAUGUGGUGGACCUGCAGUGGCUGGAGGGAGGAGAACUCGCCCCAGAGGAUCUGGACGAGCUCUCCAGGACCCUGGCCUUCCACCUCAAACGCCUGGUGGACGAGAGGGACGACCAGCUGGAGACCAUCGUGGAGCUGACCCAGGAGAGGGACUGUGGUCAGUUCUCUCCCCUGGCACCCUACGCCCAGUCCCCCAACGACUCGCCCAGCAUGCGGCGCACUGAGAGCCGCCAGCACCUGUCUGUGGAGCUGGCGGACGCCAAGGCCAAGAUCAGACGCCUGCGGCAGGAGCUGGAGGAGAAGAGUGAGCAGCUGCUUGACUGCAGACAGGAACUGGAGCACAUGGAGACAGAACUCAAGAGGAUUCAACACGAGAGCCAGCAGCUGCUGUCGGACGCACGGUCAGCGCGGGCCUACCGCGACGAGCUGGACGCCCUGAGAGAGAAGGCCGUCCGUGUGGACAAGCUGGAGAGCGAGGUGGGCCGGUACAAGGAGCGGCUCCACGACAUCGAGUUCUACAAGGCCAGAGUAGAGGAACUGAAGGAGGACAACCAGGUUCUGCUGGAGACCAAGUCCAUGUUGGAGGACCAGCUGGAAGGCACCAGAUCCCGCUCCGACAAGCUCCACGAACUGGAGAAGGAGAGCCUGCAGCUCAAGUCCAAGAUCCACGAUAUGGAGAUGGAGCGGGACAUGGACAGGAAGCGCAUGGACGAGUUGAUGGAAGAGAACCUGGUUCUGGAGAUGGCCCAGAAGCAGAGCAUGGACGAGUCCCUCCACCUGGGCUGGGAGCUGGAGCAGCUGUCCAAGACCCCCGACGUCACCGAGGUCCCCCAGAAGUCCUUGGGCCACGAGGUGAACGAGCUGACCUCCAGCCGACUGCUCAAACUGGAGAAGGAGAACCAGACGCUGCUGAAAACCGUCGAGCAGCUGAGGGGCGUGGCCGACAGCACCGGAGACAUGCCCUCACGCCUGCUGAAAGCCAAUCAGGAGAACCAGAGGCUUACCCAGAAACUGGAGCAGUUGGAGCUGGAGCUGACUUCUGACAGGGAGAGCGUCCGCAGCGCAGAGGGCCUCAGCACGGAGCUGAUGAAGGAGAAGGCCCUGCUGGAGAAGACGCUGGAAACUCUGAGGGAGAACUCGGAACGACAGGUAACAGGUCUGGAGCAGGAGAACGAGCACCUCAACCAGACCAUCUCGUCGCUGCGCCAGCGGUGCCAGGUGGGCACGGAGGCCCGGGUCAAAGACGUGGAGAAGGAGAACCGGGUCCUUCACGAGUCCAUCCGGGAGACCAGCUCCAAGCUCAACAAGAUGGAGUUUGAGAGGAAGCAGCUGCGCAAGGACCUGGAGCUGUGCAAGGAGAAGGGCGAGAGGGCCGAGGAGCUGGACCUGCAGGUGCAGAGGCUGGAGAGGGACAACGAGAGCCUGCAGAAGAGAGUGGCCAGUCUGGGCAUCACCUGUGAGAAGGUGUCUGCCCUGGAGAAGGAGAACAGCGAGCUGGAGGCGGAGACGCGGCGUCUGAAGAAGAAGGUGGACGCCCUGAGGAACACCUCCUUCCAGCUGGAGGCCCUGGAGAAGGAGAACGCCCAGCUGGAUGAGGAGAACCUGGAGCUGCGGCGGGCGGCGGAGAGCCUGCGCUCGGCGGGGGCCAAGGCUGCCCAGCUGGAGAUGGAAAACAGGGAGCUGGAGAGUGAGAGGAGCCAGCUGAAGCGCAGCAUGGAGCUGCUCAAGGCCUCCUCCAAGAAGACUGAGAGGCUGGAGGUGAGCUACCAGGGCCUGGACACAGAGAACCAGCGUCUGCAGAAAGCCCUGGAAAACAGCAGCCGUAAGAUCUCCCAGCUGGAGGCAGAGCUGCAGGACGUGGAGGCGGAGAACCAGAGCCUGCAACGCAGCCUGGAGGAGCUGAAGAUCUCCAGCAAGCGCCUGGAGCAGCUUGAGCAGGAGAACAAAACUCUGGAGCAGGAGAGCUCUCAGCUGGAGAAGGACAAGAAGCUGUUGGAGAAGGAGAACAAGCGUCUGCGUCAGCAGGCCGAGAUCAGGGACUCCAAGCUGGACGACAGCAACCAGCGCCUCUCCCAGCUGGAGAAGGAGAACCGCACGCUGGGCAAGGAGAUGAUCUUCUUCAAGGACUCCUGCACUCGUGUCAAAGACUUGGAGAAGGAGAAUAAGGAGCUGGUGAAACUCACGUCCAUCGACAAGAAGACCCUAGGCACACUCAGAGAGGAACUGGUGAGUGAGAAGCUGAAGACUCAGCAGAUGAAUAAUGAUUUGGAGAAGCUGACUCACGAGCUGGAGAAGAUAGGCCUGAACAAGGAGGGACUGCUGCACGACGAGCAGAGCUCAGACAGAUACAAGCUGCUUGAGUCCAAGCUGGAGUCUUCUCUGAAGUCCUCUCUGGAGAUUAAGGAGGAGAAGAUCGCUGCCUUGGAGGCAAGGCUGCAGGAGUCGUCCAACCUCAACCAGCAGCUACGCCAAGAACUCAAAACAGUGAAGAAGAACUAUGAGGCGCUGCGCCAGAGAGAGGAGGAGGAGAGGAUGGUGCAGAGCUCGCCCCCUAGAGGAGAGGAGGACUCUCAGACCAGCAGGUGGGAGAAGGAGAGUCACGAGGCCACGCGGGAGCUUCUGAAGGUCAAGGAUCGCCUCAUCGAGGUGGAGAGGAACAACGCCACCCUCCAGGCUGAGAAGCAGGCGCUGCGUAGCCAGCUGAAGCAGCUGGAGACCCAGAGCGGUAACCUGCAGGCCCAGAUCCUGGCCCUCCAGAGGCAGACAGCCACCCUGCAGGAGAACAACACCACGCUGCAGACCCAGAACGCCAAGAUCCAGGUUGAGACCUCCACUCUCAACUCCCAGAGCGCCGCCCUGAUGGCCCAGAAUGCACAGCUGCAGAGCCAGCAGAUGAGCACGGAGAGCGAGAAGGAGGGGGCGGUGCGCGAGAAGGAGGACCUGAGGUCCACCUACGAGCUGCUGCUGCGGGACCACGAGAAGCUGGCCGCCCUCCAUGAGAGGCAGGCGUCCGAGUACGAGGCCCUGAUAGGCAAGCACGGGGGGCUGAAGAGCGCCCACAAGAGCCUGGAGAUGCAACACAGAGACCUGGAGGACAGGUACAACCAGCUGCUGAAACAGAAGGCUCAGCUGGAGGAGCUGGAGAAGGUUCUGAAGACGGAACAAGAGAAGAUGCUCUCUGAGAACAAGAAUCACGAGGUGACGGCCGCAGAGUACAGCAAGCUGAAAGAGGAGAACGAGAAGUUGAACGUGGCUCAUCGUCAGCUGGUGAAGGACAACGAGAGCCUCCAAGCCGACCACAAGAGCCUGAAGACCCAGAUGAACAAUGCCACGCUAGAACAGACCAGGCUGGAGGCUGAGUUCUCCAAGCUGAAGGAACAGUACCAGCAGCUAGACAUCACCUACACCAAGCUCACCAACCAGUGUGAGCUGCUGAGUCAGGUGAAAGGGAACCUGGAGGAGGAGAACCGACACCUACUGGACCAGAUCCAGACGCUGAUGCUGCAGAACCGGACCCUGCUGGAACAGACCAUGGAGAGCAAGGACCUGUUCCACGUGGAACAGAGACAGUACAUAGACAAGCUGAACGAGCUGAGGAGGCAGAAGGAGAAACUGGAGGAGAAGAUCAUGGACCAGUACAAGUUCUACGACCCCUCUCCUCCACGCAGACGCGGGAACUGGAUCACUCUGAAGAUGAGGAAACUGAUCAAGCCUAAGAGCCGUGAGAGGAUGCGCUCGCUGACCCUGACGCCGUCGCGCUCAGAGUCCAGCGAGGGCUUCCUGGGGCUGCCCCUGGGGCUGCCCCUGGGGCUGCCCUUGGACAGCCAGGACAGCUCCUCCGUGGGCUCAGGGUCCAACUCUCUGGACGACACUCUCACACAGAAGAGGAGCAGCACUCUCAAAAGGUUGCCCUUUAUGAGGAACCGGUCCAAGGACAAGGACAAAGCGAAGGCCAUCUACAGACGGUCCAUGUCCAUGAACGACCUGCUCCAGACCAUGGCCCUGGCAGGGCCCGGCACGGGGGGCCAGUGGGUGAGCAGCUCGGACAACCUGGACGGCCCAGAGGACGUGGAGGGGGGUGGCAGCGGCGGGCAGCGUAUGAAGGAGCUGGGCUCCAUGGCUUAUUCCACCAACGCCAUCGACUACGCCACCCUCAGCCUGCCUGCCGGACAUCGGGGCAGACAAAGGCUCAGGGUCAAAGACAACGCAUCCUGUGAGGACGUGCCUGCGUCCUCAGAGGAGCCCAGCGGGGUCAGGGGUCAAGGCCUGCAGGUCUGUCACAGGCCUCAGACGCUCUCUCCUCUCCACCCCAACACUAUGUGCAGAGUUCCCUGUAGCAUCUGUACCUCCAGACCCUCCAGCCUCCAUAGCAACAAGACCACGCGUAGUAAUAGUAAUAAUAACUCCCACCUCCCUUCUCCACUCGAGGGCAAAGGCACGUUGAACGGCAGCCUGAGCAGGCCGCACAGUGAGAGCAGCGGGGAGUUCAGUCUGAGCCUGGACGCUGAGGUGUGGUCAAGCAGCGGCAGCAGCCCCGUCCAGCAGCCCCCGUCCCGCUCCUCCCACCAGAGCCCCCUGCAGCUCCGCAGAGCACUGGAGACGUCCGCCCCCUCCUCCACACCUGGACCAGGCACCUCCGGCCGGGCCAGGAAGAAGUCAGGCUCCCCGGGCAGCGAGGUGGUCUCCCUGCAGCAGUUCCUGGAGGAGAGCAUUGAUCCUGACGAGUCUGGCAGCCAGGAGAACCUGACCGUAGACUCCCCCCGCCUCUCCGGAGGCACUGAGCACGUGCAGAAGGACCGAAGCUCCGCCUCCACCAAGGGGCGGGGCAUCCUGCGCUCAGCCAGUGGGAGGGCAGCACCGGUGAACUCGGACUCCCGCCCGCCCAGAUCCGGCCAACCGGGACGUCCGACCCUGAGGAAGGCGGAGAGCACGCGCGUGAAGGGCUCGGUCCCGCCGCGGCCCAGCCUGUCGUCCCAGGGCAAGGCCACGUCGGUGUGUGAGCGUCUGGACUCGGCCUCCACGCUGCCUCGCGCGAGCAGCGUCAUCUCCACAGCCGAGGGCACGACCCGCCGGACCAGCAUCCACGACCUCCUGUCCAAAGACAACCGCCAGCCCGUCUCUGUCGACCCUAUACCCUCAUCAUCCUCCUCCAAGGCCGCGCCCCGCGCCACACCCAGUGAGUACCUCCCUUCCUCCACCACCCUCUCCCCCUCCCAGCUGACGCGGCCUAGCCCCCCGGUGCCCCUGCCCAAGUCCAUCAGCCUGCCCUGCCGCAAGGAGGAGGCGGACUUCUCCAGCCUGGAGUCCUUCUUCGGCUCCUCCUUCACGGUAGAGUCGGUCUUCAUGGACUCCAUCUUCAGCGAGCCCACCUUCUCCGGGAGUGCGGGCAAGAACCUCCCCUUCUUGUCCCUCAACCCGUCCCUCGUCAGCAACAUCAGUGGUCCCCCUGGCAAAUCCCACCCCCGCCCCUCCCUUGCCCAAACCUCCCUCAACCAAUCAAGCGGUCAGAAUGGGCUGAAGCCCAGCCCACCUGACCAGGGAGAGAAUCAAGAGGGUUUAGAUUGUAAUCAUGUGAUUGAUGCUGACCAAUCACCGUCACCUAGCCCAGAGGACAACCAAUCACUGUGGUAUGAGUAUGGGUGUGUGUGAAUGUUGGGAGGGUAACCUGAUCGGUGAUGUGGAUAAGGACCAGUGACUGGGCUAUGGACGGGAAAUGAAACUCUUUUGUUUUUGCAUGUCUGAUGAAAACCCUAUCAUUCAUGCUUGCAAUCUUUUCUGUUGGAUGUUUUCAUAUGGCUGAUUAUUUGUGAUAAUCACUGUUUCUCUCACCCCUGGUGUAGUCUCUCCCUUCUCUGUGUGAUGGUGAAGAGCUCUAUGGAGGUCUCUCCACCAAGGUUCAUGUUCAUUCACACAAUCUCUGUUGGCUUGCUAACACUAAGACUAUUAUCUGCAUUAGCAGUGUCAAAUACAGUGUUUAUGGUUUUAGUAUGAAUUCUACCCACCACCAAAUUAUUUGAAAAAGCGGCAGAUGUAUUGCAGACCUAAGCCAAAGAGCUAAAAAUAUAUGGUAAUUUUAGAUGUUGACACUACACUCAGUUCAUCUCCAAUAUAUCAAGUCAGAGAUGUAACAGUCAUGUUAGUAGAGUUAAAGAGAGAAAGGAGGCUUGUAGAACAGGUCCCAAGGUCUGUCUGGGAAACCGCCAAUUAAAAGCCUAUCACAUUUCUGGAGCCUGAUUUAUGUAAUUUAUCCCUUUAGAGAAAAUGGCUACUAUCUUUAACAGGAAACCAGUUUCCUCGUCUAUUUAUGUCGCACAGAUAAUAGAUCCAGUCUCCCCUAACCUCUUGGUGUUUGUUACGUGGGAAACUUUUAAAAUGUUCUGUUGUAUCUCAUCCUUCCCUUCUUCACACCAACCUAAUUCUAGUUCUAUAUUCACUGAGAUGCAUGGCUUUUGUUCUUUGUUCCUGGUGUGUGGCCUCUGAACUUCCCAUUUUGAUUGUUUUCAAAUCAAAAUAUUACUGUGUUUUUAUUUUGGUGGCGUUUUGUAAGUCUGUGCAUAAAGGCACUGUUUUCUAUUCUUUUUUUGUUUCUUUUUUUUGUGUACAUUCUUCAGCGUGGGUAGAUUUGAUUGGUUGUUCAUGUGAAUAGGCGGUAAUGGUUUCUUGGUUAAAGAAAGGGGCUUCAUUCACAGAAUGAUCUGAUGGGGGAAGUUGGGAAAGAGGAAUCUAACUUGAGUUGGAUGUAGUUUAUAUUUGCCAGUGUUUAUAACCUGCUGAAUGCUCUCUCAACUAACUAGGUUGAAGAGAUAUAUUUUUUUGUGUGGAUGAAGGCUCUUUCUUUCCAGGGGUGGAUAUUUUGAUCUUGAGACUUGUGGGUGUACACAUCCAUUCACUACAAAUUCAAAUUUCACGACAGCUAAUGAUCAACUGAUUAGAUCUUGUACAGACCAUUAUACACACCAUAUUAAAUUAUAUUCCAGGACAGAAUGCACUGCUUCAUGCACUAGCAGUAGAAGGAGAGCAACGUCAUGGCUUUUAGUCAAUAGGUUCUUAUUUAUUCCUGCUUUUUCACUUUUUAUAUUUAAUCGUUUGAAGUAUUGCUUUGCUGGUAUUUAUCUUGUUGUGUGUUUGUGAACAGUACAGCCUAACCUCUCUGCCUGUGUCCAGGUGUGUUGUGAUGACCUUGCCUUUGUUCUGCAGAUGUGGAAGGGUUACAGGAGCGCAGAAAGUCUAAAAGCAGCAUGGGGGAGCGGCAAAGCUCCUAAACGCUUCUCAGCGUCGCCCACUGUUCUGUGAGCCCGUGUGGUGAGUGCUGCCGCUGCAAGACGCGGGAGGAAGGGCGGGGGGUUGAGGGGGGGAGGGCGGGGGUCGUCAUGGUAACCUCAACUGGUGUAACAGAUGUCCUCCGAUCCCGCACGCGCCCCCUUGCUUCAAAGCUGCCGCAACCGCGACCCCCCCCCCCCCCCUUCCACCCCGCUAGGUGGUGCCCCUGGUGGCCUGUGCCCGUUAACCGUACACGGGAGGAACCAUGUCUGCAUGGCGUCUGGUGGAACGACACGCUUUACCCGUUUGUGUCCGAAAAAAGAGAACCUCAGCCCAAGAGCAUUAGAAGGUUGUACACCUACAUGCACUCCAUCCCAGCCCUGUUUAUGUGUAUAUCAAGGUGAUGGCAAAUCUCUGCAGCACUUGACCUCUGUUGAGAAUAAAACUUGUCGUUGUGUUAGUGGCACUCGUAUCAGGUUGUGUUCUAUGUGAGUGGUUCUAUACAGUACUGCAUGGCUUUGGUGUCACACUGAAACCCUUCCCCCUGUCCCUUGCAGUGCAUGUAGUUCCAUCCUGGCUGCUUUCCUGUACGUCCCCUUCAAUGUCACUUUCUCUUCUUCUUGAACUUUCCGCUUCUCCUUUUAACCUCUCUUCUAUGUCCUCUCUUCUGUCUUCUUGUCUUUACUCUUUUCUGUCUGCCUUUUACUCAGAGAGAAAAGUGACCUUCAAGCUGUUUGUCUGAACUGAAGCCUUUUUAGAGUUGGUCUGCUGAGAUGAACUUCAGUGAGAAAAAGAUUGUAAAUCUCUGUAUGUGUUUCAAAAAGUUAAUCAGUAGAGAAAAAUAAACUUCAUCCUUUUUUUUCUUCCUUGAAUCAAGGAAAUGAAAGAGAAAAAAAAACUCUUUAAAGUAAUGUGGUGACAGUUGUUUUCUAUAACUGACUGUGUCUCUUUGCGCUGCUGUGUGAUGGUAUGUAAGUGCUUGCCAUGCACUCUACACAGACCAACUGCAGGUGCCAACAGACGUUCAUGCUAAGCCAAAAGGGUGAGCUUGAACCAGACCCUGAGGACCACCAUAUCCUCUGUGUGACUAGGAGUCAGCUGGACUUUUAGCCGCCUGCCAUUUUGACAAUAAUGCUUUUUUCCUUUUUGUAAAUGAGCAUGCACAUGCAACAUCUUUUUACUGUGGAACUAACAAGCCAAGGGCUGGCCUGGACAUUCAGCCACUGGCACAGAACAAUCAGUUUAAACGCAUGUGGACCACAACAAGACUUACCAGGUCAAGCAUUGGGCCAAUCACAAUCUGCAUGGAGUCAACCAAUCACCACGCUUCCCUACCCUGUCAGAGUAGACCAUGUUCCAACGAGUGUUGUUUCUUUUUCUCUGAAAUGCCAAAAUGACAAUGGUAGGAUGUCAUGCCAACGGAGUGAUUGACAGCCAAUUAAGUGAACGUUGUGAGUCAGAAUCAGAGCAAGCUCAGCUGUGUUAGUAUGCUUGUGUACAUACAUGCUCACUAUCAGAAUACUGUGUCUGUUAUGACGACGAUGAUGACCUAGUGUUUUCUUCCUUUUCCACUUUUACAUAAAUUCAUUUGAUGUGAUUAAAACCGAUUCCUGUCAUUUCAAA